AUGGCGAUGGGUCUUCAUGCAUUUGCAGAACACAAGAACAUCGAGGUGCUAGACGUACUGGAAGAAGAUGUGCUGGCAGAGCAAAAGUAUUUCAUUGCUUUCUUGAAGGAGCGAGGGAGCAAUCGGCACGUGCUACUUGACGAAGUUUCCCUCACAUUGGGGUUCCAAGGACGACUAGAUGAGAAGAAUAUUUCUGAACACUGGGAGGGAAUCUCUCAAUUACGUAGUCAUGUCAAGAGCCUUACUAUCGCAUUUCGUCCCAAUGACCUUACUUAUAGCAAGAACAUUUACUUGCAAGGUGUCAAGAUCGCAGACGUCGAUGUUCAUCUCUUGAGUGUUGUGAAAAGAAAUACCCGUCUCGUGACGGAAUUGUUUUUAGCCCUUGGCGAGUAUUUGCGACGUGUUUUUGUCUGUCUCGAACCCACCUUGCGUGAUGUGGAAUUCUGCUAUCCCGUUGAAGGUCUAAUGCCCAUCUUGCUUGCGAUACCCUCGUGCCCUGUCUAUGACAACUGCGAGGACAAGCUUACAUGCCAGGCGGUAAGGGCUUCUCAUGUCGUUCUUGCACUCCUUCCCAAGUACUCCAUUUCUGCAGAAAAGCCCAUAUUUGUGAUGGUGGACACAAUGGAACGGCGAAAUCUUAUGCUUAAGACCCUCACAAGUGUGCCAGGAAACUGGGUAGCUUUCGUGGAUGAGAACGGGUUCCUGAGAAAAACAUCCUCUAUCCAUAACUCCUCCUGCGUGGUGAUAGUGACUGGUGAUCAAAUGGUCGGAUAUCACAUGAAGUUCACCACAUUUAUUUUAGACCUACCCGAGUCCAAGUGGAAAAACUACCCUCGGAUUAUAUCAUCUUGUCACGAGAAUGUAAUAGUCUUGAUGGAGCAAGACGAUAUGAAAACAGGGAAAUAUUCUCAGGUCAAGAACUGCACAAAAACCGAGGAAAUAUUGGAUAUGAUGUCCAUCACAUGGUGGAAGGACAUGAUAUCCUCACUCCAGAGAAAAGGAGAGUGGGAGGUGUACACCUCCCAGCCAAGUGUAUGGUUGCAGACAAAACUUCUAACAAACAAGGCGAACGAUCAUCAAGGUUCAUUGGAGGGGCUUAUCCUAGAAAGAACACCAAGUGUAACAGUCAUUUUCGGGCCCCCUUGUUCAGGGAGAAGCACAUUAUUGUGCGAAAGUAUCAAGCACGUGGCCCAUAAAGACCAUAGCCAACAUCGAGUCCUUCUCUUUCUCCUAGGUAGCAUCAUGAGUCAGAAGCUCACGCUGAGUCGUCUGCAAGAUUACCAUAAUGUGAUCGACACUGUUCAUCCCGUUUCCUUGCAAGUGUCUUGCCCAAUGGACAUCAUAAACCAUGAUCAAGUUAAGGCAGUACAAGAGAAGUAUCCCGAUUCAACUAUUCACAUUCAUGUCGAUGAUUACCUCAUUGCGGCCAGGUUUGCUAAAGAAGAAAUCGAACACUGGACAGCAGCAUUAAACGAGUUAAAAAGGGGGGUUAACGAGGUUAAAAAUCUCACCCUCACAGUCGCAUUCCAACCCCAAUCAAAAGGGGGUCGAGCAAUCUCCAUGCAGAAACUGAUAUCUUUUUUCCAGGCCCAAACUGAGGCACAUGUGAUCACUCUCCCGGGGUCCAGGUUCGUGACCGCCUUCACAAACUCCAUACUUCUGAAUCACAUCUCCAAAAAUGAAACUAGCAAUCCAUUCCGGCUGCAAGCAAAGAGCCUACCCACUGCCUCUCGUCCGGGUGCUUUGAUCCAGGGCCUCAAACCCAAAUAUAUACGCAUUAAACGCAGCUGUCCUGGUCAUCGUCUGGGAUACGUUUGUGUGCGAGACAUGAAGCCAUGUGUGGAUGCACUUGUCUGCUUUCUUUUCGCAAUAACACAGGAACUGAGUGCUGAACAUGCCCAUGUGCUGGUGUCGAAUGCGCAGCUGAUAUCAUCCCUGAAAACGGUCAAGAUCAGUCAAGAAAAAGCUGACCAACUUGAGUUUGUUCAUCUGGAGCAAUUUCGGGGGUGUGAAUCAAGUGUUUCUAUCACUGUGAACGUGGAUGAUGAAUGGCUUCUGGAGAGCGUGUCCAGGAGCCAAACGAGACUUAUCAUCGUUGACUGCUUACCCCACCAUGAAGAAGUUUGGCAGACAAUGCAAGAUGAGGGAUGCGUUGAGGUCCAGGAAGCCUCUGAGAGCAACGAUGUAAAUAUCAGCCGGCACGAUCUUCUCAGCUUUGACGAUUACGGAAAGUUUCUCCUGGGACCGACGUGGGAUGAAGGAGGCACUAGAAUCGGGGAGGAUGCACUGAAGAGAGGUGACAUUCUGAACGAGGAUACUGGCGCCAUUAUGUGUCUCUCUGAUGAGACCUGGAAGGUUUUUAACAGGCACAAAAACUUCCCCCUGUCUGCAUCCUCCUCCCCUCUCACCGAUUGGGGUUACAUGUGCGUUGGAGGGACCUUUCUUCCUCGAGAAGGGAGAGGAGAUAUGGAGAAUGGGGAACGCCUAGGAAUCCUUCUCUUCGCCCGGGAUUCGAAUCAGCCCAACCACAUUAUCCCAGUUGUGCCUCGUUUACAUGUAUGGAUGCCGAUGGAGAAGCUACCCCAAGUGUAUGGGGAGGCUCAGGUCAUACCCUCUUUUAAGAAAGUUCUCUUUCAAGGGAAAGUGGAUGUGUAUUGGGGUUACCACACAGUAGCCCUGUUGUGGGCCUUGGAUCGGCACCUGACUGGAUUACCACCUCUCAGCCGAAGUAAGUAG
Molecule: messenger RNA, 2736 nt
Organism: Darwinula stevensoni
Lineage: Eukaryota; Metazoa; Arthropoda; Ostracoda; Podocopida; Darwinulidae
Source: the annotation of a GenBank genome assembly